Arvicola amphibius (Eurasian water vole) is the source of this 1934-nucleotide messenger RNA. It is a transcript of the gene Rad52, whose product is annotated as RAD52 homolog, DNA repair protein. Gene Ontology annotation, biological process: mitotic recombination; DNA recombinase assembly; double-strand break repair via single-strand annealing. The transcript is spliced from 12 exons. The record is from RefSeq and is a predicted model, not a curated record. Gene Ontology annotation, cellular component: nucleus. Bases 138 to 1406 code for a protein of 422 amino acids. Lineage: Eukaryota; Metazoa; Chordata; Mammalia; Rodentia; Cricetidae.
GCCUCCUUCGGGUAUGUGCGGACCUGCUUCCCGGCGUGCCCUGAGCCUGCGCCUCCGUCUCAACUGCUUGGCCCACUUCGGCCUCCCGGUGCCGGGACCGAGCUCCUGCGUGCCCCGCGUUCCGAGGCGCAGUCAACAUGGCUGGAGCUGAGGAAGCGGUCCACGGAUGUUGUGACAACCAUUCUCCCUUUGCCGGUGGGAAGUCUGUGCUGUGCUUUGGGCAGAGCCAGUACACAGCCGAGGAAUACCAGGCCAUCCAGAGGGCUCUGAGGCAGAGGCUGGGCCCAGAGUACAUCAGCAGCCGCAUGGCUGGAGGAGGCCAGAAGGUGUGUUAUAUUGAAGGUCAUCGGGUGAUUAACCUGGCCAAUGAGAUGUUUGGUUACAAUGGCUGGGCACACUCCAUCACCCAGCAGAAUGUGGAUUUUGUUGACCUCAACAAUGGCAGAUUCUACGUGGGAGUCUGUGCGUUUGUAAGAGUGCAGUUAAAGGACGGAUCCUAUCAUGAGGACGUGGGUUAUGGAGUUAGUGAGGGCCUCAGGUCAAAGGCUUUGUCACUGGAGAAGGCUAGGAAGGAGGCUGUGACUGACGGGCUGAAGCGGGCACUCAGGAGUUUUGGGAAUGCACUUGGAAACUGCAUUCUGGACAAAGACUACCUGCGGUCACUAAACAAGCUUCCACGACAGCUCCCUCUUGAAGUGGAUUUAGCUAAAACAAAGAGAAAAGAUUUUGAACCAUCUGUGGAACAGGCAAGAUAUAACAGCUGCCGACAAAAUAAAGCACUGGGACCCUCAAAACCACAAGAAGCAACUUCCCCUUGCAGACCAAGCCACCCACAUGAUUCGGACAGUAGGCUGCAGGGGGCUAAGGACUGCAGCAGCUCCUGCAGUCUGGCCGCCACUGGGGAGAGUGAUGCCAUUCACCAGCGGAAGCUCCGGAAGCUCCGGCAGAAGCAGCUGCAGCAGCAGUUCCGCCAGCGGAUGGAGGCUCGCCUGCAGGUUCAGGCACCUGCUGCAGAGGUGGAAGCCGAACCUGAGGCAGUGCUUCCAGCCCCUCCUCCGAAACACAGUACCCCCAUAACUGCUGCUUCAGAACUUCUCAGGGAGAAAGCCAUCUUCCCAGAUAACCCUGAAGACAACCCUGAAAUGUGGGACCUGACUCCAGAUUUAGAGGACAUUAUUAAGCCUUUGUCUAGACCAGAACCACCCCAAACUUCUACCACCCGAGCCCUCAACCACCAGGAGGUGAUUCAGGAUGGUGUCCUACACAGCCUUUGCAACCAGAUGCCACCAGAAAAACCUGGAGCUGGGCCCCUGCAGACUUGCAGCACUCACCAGCGUGUACUAGGAAACUCUGACUCUCAUAUGAAGAUCCAGGACCUAAAGAAAAGGAAACUGGAUCCAUCCUGAAGCUCAAGACAUGACUAGAUUCUAUCACAGGAAGUUUGGUCACAAAAUUGUUCCCAAGGCUUUCUUUUGAACUUAUUAGAGUACUAGAGUACUUUAAAGAGGUUGUCAUACGUUAUGAUGGGAGGGAGGCCAAUAGAUAAAAUGCCUUUCCAUUGGCUCUGCAAGUUUCUCAGUACUAUUCAUUUAGGCUACCCUCUUUUAGUGAGGCAGCCCAUCUAAGCAUCAGCUUGAUCAUCACCUUCAAUAAAUUACGUUAGCUCAUCUCUCCUUUUGUUUUCCACGAAGUGUUAACCAAUCAGGCCAUGGUGGUGGUUCAGGAUUACACAUGGACUCAAGUCAACAGAAGCCUCUAGAGAGAAGUACCAACACGUACAGUGGGUGCUUUCGCAUGUCUGAUUUAGGUCUUCUCCAUUCUCCGUGCUUACCACGUCCCGUGGUUGUAUGUGGUUUAUAUACAGCAAGAAGGCCAGCAUGAAUUUUUCAAUUUUAUUAUGAUUAAGUUAUAAUAAAGACUACAUCUCAACAGUU